AUGAACGACUACGGUGUCGUAAAGCACCACGACAGCGAGGUUUCGCGAAAGAAGGCGGGGUCGUCACUCAACCUUAUACCUGCCGCCGGCUGCCACCGCGGCGAUGGAUAG
Phytophthora nicotianae INRA-310 is the source of this 111-nucleotide messenger RNA. RefSeq lists its product as hypothetical. NCBI's taxonomy places the organism in Eukaryota, Oomycota, Peronosporomycetes, Peronosporales, Peronosporaceae. The coding region runs from base 1 to 111 and encodes 36 amino acids. The transcript has a single exon. The record is from RefSeq and is a predicted model, not a curated record.